CGCUCAGUUCCGCGAUGGUCGCGAGGCGACGUGCGUUCUUGUGUGGUGCGAUUGCUACUCCUCAGCGAUUUCUGUCCGUCGUUGUUUUUCCGAUCCCGAUCAUCCGAAAUCACGAUUAUUGCAGUUGUGCCCGGACGACUUGACUUCGAAACCGUAUUCGAAUCACUAUCAGGCUCACCUGUAACAUUUGUCUGGAUCAGAUACUAUACUGGCGUACCUACAUUAUUAUUAUCACCGCGAUUUAUAAACACCUUACGGGGUUACUGAGCACUAUAUUUGGUUACCUUUUUUGCGGUCAUAACGAUAUGUCUUACUCGGUUACCGGGGGCGGUGGCGGCGGUCAGACAGUGGUCGCUGCGCUACCACAUGGCUGUUCAACGAUCCCGAACACUCCCGAUGUGAUCAACUCGCUCAUAUCCUUGAUGGAUCCAUUCCAAAAUUUCCCCGGCAACGGGUCACUCGCGUCUGAAGACUCGUCCGGCUCGACGUGUUCCCCCGUGUCGACGUGUUCCCCCGUGUCGACGUGCUCCCCCGUGUCGCCGACAGCCAGGAUGCAGAGCAUCUGUUCCAGUCUGAAGGUCAAGGAGGAGCUUAAGAUGGCCAUCCGGUCAAAACAGAGGAACGCGGCGACGGCGACCGUGACAUCGACGUGUGCUGGCGGAAGUCCGGUGGAGACUGGUGGACCGAUCACUUCCGGUGCGUGUGCGAUGAUCGUGGCGGCCACGGCAUCGGCUGGUCUGGCCGCCUCAUCGCCGGGCGGCGGACACGCGAAAAAACGAAGAACAGACGAGGAGUCUCACGGUGAUGAUGACUACGACGACGACGACGGAGAUGGAGAUGAUGUAUCGUCCCAUGGCGAAGGACUAACGGCCGAGGACGAGGAGAGGAGGAGACGGCGGCGGGAACGCAACAAAAUAGCGGCGACCAAGUGUCGGCUGAAAAAACGCGAAAAGACUACGAAUCUGAUGCAAGAAUCGAACGUGUUGGAGACGAAAAACUACGACCUAAAGUCGCAGAUCCAGGAGCUGGAGACGCAGCGGAACGAACUGAUGAAGAUGCUCUCGGCGCACCCUUGCGCCAAAAGGCACCCUCACCAACACCAACAGCACCAACAGCAGCACCACCAACAUCAACCGCAGCACCAACACCAGCAGCAGCUCCAAGAGCAGUACUCGGUGGAACCUUACGCGACCGACCCCUAUCGCCAACAUGGCCACGUGGCCGUCGACCCACCGGUGCUUAAGGACACCAUGUUCAACGGCGGCGGAUACGCCCCAGUGUCGGCCUCGGUGGCCGACCAACCCGCUGGCGUGUACCACCGACCGACCACCUCGACGGCCGCGUCCAUGGCCACCGGCCACUAUCCUAUUGUUGGCAUCGGGGGUGGUGGUAACGUUUACGGGUCUUGCGUCGACGAACUGUACGAUUACAAUAAAGACUUGAUUUCCGGCGGGGGUGGAGGACCGCCCGACUUAAGUCAUCAGUACUACGACCAUGGUAUAUGUUGAUAUUCCGAUGUACACCUACCGCGUAUUUUCUUCUUUUUUUUUCAUGCCCACCCACCAAAGUCCGAUUUUCAAACAUCGAAAUAUUAUUAUUAUUAUUAUUAUGUUAGUUUUUUACAGUUUAUCUAAUAACAGAAUAUUACACCCGUACACGGUAAAAUAUUGUUCAAAAUAUUAUUAUGAUAAUCUCUUCGAAAUUAUAAUAUUAUAUACGCUCGCUCGGGCUGCCACCACCUUUCCCCGAGCUUGUGUGAUGAUGGAUUCGGAAGAAACCCAUUUUUACACCGUCAAUAAUAUUAUAUAUUACUUACUUUAUUAUUAUUUUACUGUUAUUAAUAUUCUUAUUUUUUUUUAUUAUUAUUAUUAUAUUGAUUACGAGUAAUAGUUACCUAGAUAAAAUAUAUGUGAUUACAUGGAAUUAUUAAGUGCUAACAUGCGUAUAUGUAUAUCAUAUUAUAAUAUAUACGCAGGAGUAAAUAUAUAUUUUUAUAUACAUAAUAAUUAUAAUUUAUACUAUUAUUAACUAUAUAUUUCAAAAAUGCGCAUUGGCAUUAUUUUUAUUUUUGCGGAUUCUGCACACGUUGUCCGUAUAAAUAUAAAAUAUGGCUGGUACAUACGCGUAAUAUAUUUAUUAAAUUUGAUAUACUUUUAUAUAUUAAUUCGGCACAGGGAAUAAAAUAUUAAAAAUUAUGAAUCCCAGCAUCGAUCACUAUUAUAUAUGAAUAGUCGUCGAAUGCAACCAAAGACUCAAUAUUGUUAUAAUAUAUGACCGUAUUGUAUUAUUAUAAUAUUAUAUGUUAUCCGCGGGUAUGAUAUAUUUUUUUAUAUUUUCCUCUGUGGAAAAUCCACCAUUAUUUUUUUUGUUUUUAAUACUUAAGACGUAUAGUAUAUAUAUAUAUAUAUAUAUAGUAUUUAUAAUAUAAUAUUAUAACAUUGUACUGCAGAACUGUUUUGUAUUAUUUAUUUAUUUAUUAUUAUUUACUAUUAUUUACAAUUAUUAUUGCUAUAUUAUUAUUGUAUAAUGUUAAUAUUUUA
This is a messenger RNA of Metopolophium dirhodum (rose-grain aphid), 2540 nucleotides long. RefSeq names its product activating transcription factor 3-like. The transcript is spliced from 4 exons. Gene Ontology annotation, biological process: regulation of transcription by RNA polymerase II. Bases 306 to 1508 code for a protein of 400 amino acids. Gene Ontology annotation, molecular function: RNA polymerase II cis-regulatory region sequence-specific DNA binding; DNA-binding transcription factor activity, RNA polymerase II-specific. NCBI's taxonomy places the organism in Eukaryota, Metazoa, Arthropoda, Insecta, Hemiptera, Aphididae. Gene Ontology annotation, cellular component: nucleus. The record is from RefSeq and is a predicted model, not a curated record.